AUGGGACCACCAGGAAAUCUUCUCCCACCCAGGGAUGCCCGCAGUGGGAGCCUGGCUGCCUUUGCUGGAACCAGGAUGGAAACUGUGCUCUUCCUCUUGGCAUGUCUUUGGGGUGUUGCCAACUCAGCUCCCAUCAGACUUGUGAGCGGCCCCAGCCGCUGCGCGGGGCGGCUCGAGGUGCUUUGGAAACAGCAGUGGGGAACCGUGUGUGACGAUAGCUGGGAUCUGGCCGAUGCCACGGUCGUAUGCAGGCAGUUGGACUGUGGGGAAGCACUGUCAGCCCCUGGCUCGGCUCACUUUGGUGAAGGAACUGGUCAUAUCUGGCUGGAUAACAUGAACUGCACCGGUACAGAAGCUGACCUUUCUGCCUGCAGGACCAGACCCUGGGGAGACCAUAACUGCAAUCAUGGAGAAGACGCAGGCGUUGUGUGCUCAGGUAACUCACAAAUGAAAAAAACAAUGAAGCUGCAAUUAGUGAAUGGUUCAAGUCGCUGUGCUGGGAGAGUGGAGGUGCUUUAUGGCCAGCAAUGGGGAACCAUCUGUGAUGACAACUGGGAUUUAAUUGAUGCUGAAGUUGUAUGCCGGCAGUUGGGCUGCGGGACCGCUCUAUCUGCUCCUUCCUCAGCUUACUUUGGGGGAGGGCCUGACCCCAUUUGGCUUGAUGAUGUGGCUUGCAAUGGAACCGAAGCUGCCCUCUCCGAAUGCAGUGCACAACCUUGGGGAAGCCAUAACUGUGUGCACGGAGAAGAUGCUGGCGUUGUGUGCUCAGGCUUUGCAGAACCGGCCCCACUUCGAUUAGUGGAUGGGUUGACCCACUGCUCUGGGAGAGUCGAGGUGUUCUAUGGCCAGCGCUGGGGAACUGUGUGUGAUGAUGACUGGGACUUGGUCGAGGCAGAAGUGGUGUGCAGGCAGCUGGGCUGUGGGAAGGCCUUGUCGGCUACCCACAGGGCUUACUUUGGGCAAGGAUCUGGCCCCAUUUGGCUUGAUGAUGUCAACUGCACAGGGACAGAAGCUGCUCUCUCCCAGUGCAGAGCCAGUCCUUGGGGAAGCCAUAACUGUGAGGAUGGAGAAGAUGCUGGCGUGGUUUGUACAGGAUUUGCUGAGCUUCUUCCAGUCCGGCUGGUGAACGGUUCGAGCAACUGCUCUGGGAGAGUCGAGGUGUUUCAUGAGCAGCAGUGGGGAACCGUCUGCGACGACACCUGGGAUUUGACAGAUGCUCAAGUGGUGUGCAGGCAGCUGGGCUGCGGGACAGCGGUCUCAGCCCCCGGCUCUGCUCAGUUUGGACAAGGAACCGGCCGCAUUUGGCUGGAUGAUGUGAACUGUGCAGGGGCUGAAACCGCCCUCUCUGAUUGCCGGGCCAGGCCUUGGGGCGAUCACAACUGUAACCACGGAGAAGAUGCUGGUGUGGAGUGCUCAGGUGUUGUGGAACCAGCUCCCGUCCGGCUCGUGAACGGUCCGAAUCGUUGCGCUGGGAGAGUCGAGGUGUUUCAUGAGCAGCAGUGGGGAACCGUGUGUGAUGACGACUGGGAUACAGCUGAAGCCAGUGUUGUGUGCAGGCAGCUGGGCUGCGGGGCAGCGCUGUCAGCCCCGGAUUCAGCUCAUUUUGGGCAAGGGCCUGGCCCCAUCUGGCUGGACAAUGUGAAUUGCUCAGGGAACGAAGCUGUCCUCUCUGAGUGUAGGGCCCACCCUUGGGGGUCCCACAACUGCAAGCAUGGAGAAGAUGCUGGUGUGGUGUGCUCAGAUAUACCAAGGAUGGCUCCACUGAGGCUAAUGAAUGGAUCAAAUCGUUGCAGUGGGAGAGUUGAAGUUUUUUAUGGCCAGCAGUGGGGAACGGUAUGUGAUGACAGCUGGGAUAUAAGCGAUGCUGAAGUUGUUUGCCGACAGCUGGGCUGUGGGAGAGCACUAUCCACUCCCAUCUCUGCUCAUUUUGGAGAAGGAUCUGGCCCUAUCUGGCUGGAUGAUGUGAACUGCACAGGGACAGAAACUGCCCUCUCCAACUGUGAAACCACUCUAUGGGGAGUCCAUAACUGUAGGCAUGGAGAAGAUGCUGGUGUUGUGUGCUUGGGUGUUCCAGAACCAGCCCCGAUCCACCUAGUGAGUGGUUCGAAUUUCUGCUCUGGGAGAGUCGAGGUGUUUCAUGAGCAGCAGUGGGGAACCGUCUGCGAUGACAGCUGGGAUCUGACCGAUGCUCAAGUGGUGUGCAGGCAGCUGGGCUGCGGGACAGCGGUCUCAGCCUCCGGCUCUGCUCAGUUUGGACAAGGAACCGGCCACAUUUGGCUGGAUGAUGUGAACUGUGCAGGGGCUGAAACCACCCUCUCUGAUUGCCGGGCCAGGUCUUGGGGCGAUCACAACUGUAACCACGGAGAAGAUGCUGGUGUGGUCUGCUCAGGUGUUGUGGAACCAGCUCCCGUCCGGCUCGUGAACGGUCCGAAUCGUUGCGCUGGGAGAGUCGAGGUGUUUCAUGAGCAGCAGUGGGGAACCGUGUGUGAUGACGACUGGGAUACAGCUGAAGCCAGUGUUGUGUGCAGGCAGCUGGGCUGCGGGGCAGCGCUGUCAGCCCCGGGUUCAGCUCAUUUUGGGCAAGGGCCUGGCCCCAUCUGGCUGGACAAUGUGAAUUGCGCAGGGAACGAAGCUGUCCUCUCUGAGUGUAGGGCCCAGCCUUGGGGGUCCCAUAACUGCAAGCAUGGAGAAGAUGCUGGUGUGGUGUGCUCAGGUACUCCUGAAGUGCCUCCGCUCCGGCUGGUGAAUGGCCCCACUCGUUGUGCCGGGAGAGUUGAGGUGCUUCAUAGCCAGCAGUGGGGGACGAUCUGCGAUGACAGCUGGGACUUGAGCGAUGCUGCAGUGCUGUGCCAGCAGCUGGGCUGUGGGAUGGCCAUGUCCGCCCCAGGUUCAGCUUAUUUUGGGCAAGGUUUUGGCCGUAUCUGGCUGGAUGAUGUGAAAUGCUCCGGUAGAGAAUCAGCCCUCUCUGAGUGUGUGGCGAGGCCUUGGGGAGUCCAUAACUGUAAUCACGGAGAAGAUGCGGGCAUUGUAUGCUCAGGUAACCUUCAUCCCUGUCCUGUCCUACUAGGCAUUAGUCGAGACUAA
Molecule: messenger RNA, 3084 nt
Organism: Gymnogyps californianus (California condor)
Lineage: Eukaryota; Metazoa; Chordata; Aves; Accipitriformes; Cathartidae
Product: deleted in malignant brain tumors 1 protein-like
Exons: 10
Coding region: 1-3084 (1027 amino acids)
Cellular component (GO): membrane
Source: RefSeq, a predicted model, not a curated record